AUGGAUCAUCAGACCAUGUCAAAUGUACCGCCCCGUGUGGGGUCAGCACCGCUCUCACACCAUCAGCAGCCGUUUCAACGGGUUCCAAACCGUACUAUGGGGGUGUUUCGUGGUUGUCCACCACGUCCUGGCAGCGAGCGGCCACCGUCGCUGCAGCCUCCUCAAUCAAACUUCUUUGAUCGGACGGCACCGCCUCAACCGUCAGAGCCCCCGGCGCCUAGUAACCCAGCCAACUGCAUCUACGAUAUAGCGGAGUUUGUCAAAUUUCAGCAUACAAAGGAGUCACCGCCAAAAGGUAUUCUUGAAUUUGUCAAGGAGUUAUGGAGGGAGAUGCCGGAGAAUAAGGAUAGUAGGCCGGAGCACAUUCUUUCUCGCGAGGAUUUUUUUAAGGGCGAAUCCAUGCCCUCCAAGGUGAUGACUGAGCGUAAGCUCCACAACGAGGUGCUUGGUAUUCUGGGAAGGGUGGGUGAAGGCAACCUGCCUACGAUGAAAAAGGAGCUUACCAACCUGCCAAUCCGUCAGUCCACCGACAAGGAAAUUCAAGAUGUUAUUCAGGUUAUCUUCAAUAAGUCUAUUCAGCCAGAGGACAGUAUUUUUGUUCCGUACUACGUGAAAUUGGUGGUGUCGCUUAUCAAUGACAUUGGCGAGGGUGAGCCGGCAGGGCGCUUAAUUCGCAAUGCGAUUAUCCGGCAGUGUCAGAGUACGUUUGAAAACGCUGAAGAGGCACAGGUGCAACUUGAGCGAGAAAUAGCAAAGCUACCUGAGGAGGAAGCCGAGCAACGUCGUCUAAUCUUUGCAGGAAAACAAAAGGCCAAUAUUAACUUUUUGGGUCUUUUGUUUACUCACGGCCUUGUUCGUGAGAAGGUAGUGUUGCACGUCCUUGAGUGGCUUCUCUACGGCACUGAACGCAGGCGUCGGUUCCCGGCAGAUUAUGAGUUGAUUCACUUCAUGAAUCUUCUCUUGACAUGCGGCAAAAGCUUUUCAAAGGAGGGUCAGGAAUUUGUUCCCAAGUUUCGUGCUGUGAUGGAGGAGCUCAUGCACACGCACCCGAAACGACGCAUGCAGUUUUUGCUACUCAACACUGUAGAGACGAUAGACAACAACUGGGAGCCGCCGUUUGGCGCCAGGGCGGCGUCUUCACAUGACAACGACAAUGAACGGCGGCAUGAGGCACAGCCGCCACCUCGGAAUAAAUUAGUACUAGCGCCCCCGAUGAAUCCAAUUCCGUCGCGGGAUGGGUUUUGGGCGGCGAUGGAUAAAUUCUUCGUUACGAGUAACGCUGAGGAGGUGAUAACUUUACUGGCAGACAUCCCCGAUGAGACACGCAUUGCGUAUUGUACCUCGGUGAUUCAUCGUUACAUGAUAACCACACGGUGCGUGCAGCAGCGUGCCAGACUUGGUGAACUGUUUGAGGAGCUGGCGAAUAAACGCGUGCUUCCCGUGGAGGAUGUGAAGAAGGCAUUGUUCAAUCAUCUGCGUGAUGCAGUGCGGGAGGACCUGUUUACAGAUGUCCCAAAGUACUUCAGUAAUUGGGCAGUUGUGGUGAAAGGUGGCCGCGACGUGUUUCCACCCUCGCUCCACACGGAAUUCCUUAACCUGCUUGUUGACAAUGGGGCUAGCCGAAAGACCCUGGUUAGCAUGGUGAAAGAGGUGCAUAAGCUGCAGAGCGAGACCCCGGGGGCGGUGGAGGGAGACGCGCGGUCGCGCUUCCGCGUCCUUCCAGCCCUGCUGCGCUACACACCCCCACUGCUUGCAGGCGAACCCGUGGAUGACUCCGAGGACAUCCUCAAACAGCUUAGUGAAUAUGACUCCGAUGUGAACUACUUUUAUCGCUUCUGUGAGCAAGUGGAUUCCAGAGAAGUCUUCAUGUGCACAAACUCCCUUGGAAAGACCCCACAUUUGGCCUUUUCGAUGGUCUCCACCAUUUUCACCUUUGUGCGCUUUGAUGUGGAGGCCCUCUGCCGCGAGUAUAAGGAGGCGGUGAAGAAGCUGGUGAACACCAAGCAGUUGCAUCUGCUGCUAGAGGAGGUUUACGUCACCUGGUUAGCCCUUGAUCGCACCCCCGAGAACAGCUUCCUACUCUUUGUUAAGGCCCUUCGCUCACUGAACGCGACAAGGGACCAACUGGACAAAUUUAAGACGCUCCUCACGAAGAAUUACGGUGCGACUGGCAGGAAGGAUGCCGCCAUGCUUGACAAACUAAAGUAG
Trypanosoma rangeli is the source of this 2208-nucleotide messenger RNA. RefSeq names its product putative eukaryotic translation initiation factor 4 gamma. The record is from RefSeq and is a predicted model, not a curated record. Bases 1 to 2208 code for a protein of 735 amino acids. NCBI's taxonomy places the organism in Eukaryota, Euglenozoa, Kinetoplastea, Trypanosomatida, Trypanosomatidae. Gene Ontology annotation, cellular component: eukaryotic translation initiation factor 4F complex. The transcript has a single exon. Gene Ontology annotation, molecular function: mRNA binding; translation initiation factor activity; protein binding.